CAGAGAACGCACGGGCUAUUGUUAUAUCAUUAUCAUUGUCAUCCAGUGAGAGUGUGGCUCAAUAACAAGUUGAUUCUGGCCAGCAGACACAUUGUUCAGGAAUUAGUUGGAUUGAUCUAAAGUUACUUUGGCCUGGUGUCAUCUCAACUGGACCGUGGACUAAUCGAUCACCAGUCCAAGGGUUGCAAGGAGGCCAGGACGUUGCCUAAUUGGAUCCAUUACUUUGGGGUUAAUUGUUCUGGAACAAAGUACACCAUCAGACACUCUAAAAGGGGCUAGCAGUCGUCGCGUGUCUCUUCUUAGGUAGGAUACAUAAACACACACAGAUUUGAGAGACAUCCCCACCCCAAAAGGAUCCAAGGAGAAUGAUCCAAGACAGGUUGUGGCACAAUGAACGCUGCCCACCACUCUCUAACCGAAUCAAAUGGUCGAGGAAGGUCGAGUAGUGGCCCCAGUGUUUCAUAUAGAGGCUUCAGUGAUACUCAUUAUACUUUUAAGUAACCAACCAAGUGUGUUUGUAACAAGUGCAUCAUCAUUGUCUUGUUCUUUUGUCUUUGCAUAUUGCUAAUAGUGACAACCUCCCUACCUGGCUAUCAAAAGAUACCACCUUUUGACACCGCCUUCUCUCUCCUUCUACUUUUAUACACUUCCCCUCCAUCCCAUCUUCAUCCAAGUGUGCUAAUUCCAACCAAUUGUGACCAUUUUCAUGCCAUUUUUCAUCAUCACACGUGAAAACAGUGAAUUAUUGUGAAUAUUUUUUUUUUAUUUUAUUGAUACUUGUGUGUUUUAAUAGAGUUUGGAAUACUUUCAGUGCUUUAUUAUAUUCUUGUUGACUAAUUUGGUCAAGUGAUAUUGAUGACAACUAGUGGUGAGUGACUGAUGAUAAUACGGUUUACAUAAAUGGGUGACAAUACGCAGAACUGACGAGGAAGAACUUCCCAAUGACUACGGAUAUCCCGCGACGGUGGGUGGAACCAGCCCGGCCGUAAGGACAAUUAUUUGGCGAGAGAUAUCAUCUCCACUAAGGAUGUCCUCUAAGAGGAAGUCGCCACCAACGAAGCUAUCGGAGGGCGGGGGCGGUGCGGGAACAGUGGCGGGUGGUGAGGAACAGGAGGAAGAAACAACGUCAAAGACGGGUUUAGGUGAAGUGGCAGCAUCUGGAGUUGGUGGGGCUGAAGGAGGUGGAGGUGGUGGUGGUGAAGAAGCUAACGAAGUGGUCGGAUUAAUGAACAAAGCUGAAACUGGUGAAGAUUCAGAUCAUUUACAAGAAGACUGUGGUUAUCCUCAUCAUCAUCAAAGGGAGUGUGAGUCAUCAGGUUGUUCAUCACCAACUGGAACAACUAGUGAACCUGAAUUCCAAGACUCACCAUCACCAUCACCAAACUCACCACCUGCUGCCAAAAGACAAAGGCUUCUGUACCUUAGCAGUCAUCAGGACGGCACUAAUCAACCAUACCAACACCAUCAUUACCAACACCCUAGCCAUCAUCAUCAUACAAACACUGCCCUGUCAAGUUCAAGCUUGGAACCUGCUAGCUCAUCCGAGUGCGGUUCUCCACCAACUCUACUUAACGACCAAUUUUACCCCCAUCAUCAUCAUCAUCAGCAUCAUCAUCUGCUGCAUAAUAAUAACAACAACAAUAACAGUGUCACGCACAACAACAACAACACUAGCAACACCAGCGCCACCAACGGCAACACCACCGGCGUCACCGGAAAAAGAUCAAUGGACGACGUUCUCAAAAGGCUUACAUGUAAAAUAAAUAGCGGAUCAUUGUCUCUACAGGACGAUAACAACACUGGCAGAAGGACACCACCAUCCUCCACCACCCCCACCAGUCACAAUACCCAUAGCAGCAAUAACAGCAGUGUCUCUAAUAGUCUGGCUCCCUCGCCACCUGGCGGCAAUAACGGAAGAAUACCAACCACGGAAGGUCAUCAGGACGGUGCUGCGGCCCUUCGUCGGGUCCUUAUUGCGGAAACCUUCGCCGAAAAGGACCGCAAGCUAUCUGAGAUGAUCCUUCAACUACAAUUCCUGAGGGAACAAUUGCUGCAACAACAGGACCCCAGUAAGUCGUACUCAAGUCACAUGGCAGUGGACUCACAGAAGCAGAUGGAGAUGCAGCGGUUACAAACGGAACACUUGAAACGCCAGCAGGAGCACAUGAUUCAGCAUCACAACAACAUCCAAGAGCUACAGGCACAGAUAACAAAGGGCCAGUUAAGCAUGCCAAGUACACAAUCUCUAAUGUUCUUGCCAUUUCUCGAGCAACUACGUGGGCUUCCGGCUUCAUCAGCUAUGCCGCCUCCAACUUCUACUUCCACUACUGGCAAUAAGCAUAUCAAUUCCAUUGCUAAUAUGAUCAGCAGUCAUCGAGACAAUAAUUGGACCUCAACACAUCUAGGCCAGGUAUCGGUGAUGGAUCAAAAAGAAUCAUUGCCCACCCCAGUAUCAUCAGCUGUGGCUCCAACAGCUCCACCUCUUCAGGAUCCAGAUGCACCGUUAAAUCUGAGUAAACCCAAGUCUUCAUCGGAAACUCCAGCUUCCUCAUCACCGAGACACGAGUCUCACUCGACUGGAGUUGCUGGGAGUAGUGGUAGUGGACAAGAGCAACCUCUAGCUGCUACAGCACCUAAACUCUUUCCCCCUGGUCUUCCUUUGCCACGGAAUUACUUGCCAACCCUUCCCUACGCUGGACUACCACCUCACCUAAGUUCUCUAUCAUCUCCAAAAGUGGUGGUUCCAGAUGAAGCUGGUGCUCCUGGAGGCUCUGUAGCUGCGUCAGCUGUUGCUGCUGUUGAGAAACAUUUUGCCAUGCAUGGUAUCUACAGUUUACCUCCUAAUCCCGGUGCCAUAGCACCUUCGCCGCAGAAUCAAAGACCAAUCAAACAAGAACCCCAAGAAGAUCAAGACUUUUUAUCCUCCUCUCAUUUGUGGCGUGAUCAAGCGUAUAAAGUUCCAGAUGACAUAACGGAAAAAGCGAAAAUGGUACGGCAACAGAAAAGAGAAGGAGAAAAUAAACCACAUAUCAAAAGGCCGAUGAAUGCGUUCAUGGUAUGGGCAAAGGACGAGCGUAGAAAAAUUUUAAAAGCCUGUCCAGACAUGCACAACUCAAACAUAUCAAAAAUAUUAGGAGCACGAUGGAAAAGUAUGUCUAAUUCGGAAAAGCAACCGUACUACGAGGAACAAUCCCGACUGUCGAAAUUACACAUGGAAAAGCAUCCGGACUACAGGUAUCGGCCACGUCCGAAACGUACUUGUAUUGUGGAUGGCAAGAAGAUGCGAAUUUCUGAAUAUAAGUCACUGAUGCGUCAGCGUAGACAAGAGAUGCGUCAAUUGUGGUGUCGUGAAGGUGGACCAGAAAUGGGCUUUUUAUCGCCAGUGAGUGCGGAAAUGGGAUCUCAGCAUCAUCCAGCUGGACCUGGUCCAAGUGCCCGUCCGUCAGUAUCUCCACCGGCGACACUAUUGAAUGGUGCUGCAGGACCCAGUCAGGAUCAUUCCUCAUUUUACUAUCCUCAAGACAGUCUUUCCCCCACAGACAUGAUGAACUUCUCGCCUGACAACUCUGGAUCCAUAAGUGGAUAUGAUGCCAGUCCUCGACAUCACGAUGAAGAUUGAACAGUAGCUCCGGGUCAGCCACUCUGGCAACCCGGAGCAUCUAAACUAACUCGAGAACUCUUUUGGUAAUGCUAAUAACUGCUGAUCAGAAGUCUGUGCCAUCAGCUGAUAUGUUAGCACCAGAAUGAUGAGCUGACCCACUCUCUGAUGGUUUCAACUGUGACGAUAAUCAAAAAAAAAAUCAAUAAAAGACUUCUGGAUAUCAAAGAAAUCAACUGAGGUCGCCAUAAUAAUGUCAAAGAGGUUGACCAGUGUCAAAAUAUUUUGUAAGACUGUUUAAGUCAUACACAAAUGAAUACUUUUUUCUUCAUUAACCAUUUAUUUACCCUGACCAAAAACAGAAUGCUGGAAGAUAAGUAAAUUAUCCGUUCUAUCAAUGUCGAUAGCAUGACAUGAAGGGUAUGACUUAAUAAAUAGAAGAAAAUGAUGAAGAAAAAAGCAACGAUGGAUACUUAGUACUUAUAGUAUUUUUAUUAUCAUUUAUUUAUUGAAUCUCAUAUCAUUAUCAUUCGAUAAUUGGUGCAUCAACAAUGCAGAGCGCGACAGUACCAUACAGAAAGUUCAUUUCAAAGAGGAUGAUGAUCAAAAAUAGAGAAAAAAGUUUGAGAUGCGUAUGAAGAAGAAGAAAAUGAACAACAGGUGGACGAGGACGUUUGGAGAAUGUGAUAUAUAAUACUAAUAUGUGCCAAAUAGGCCACAUUGGCUCGCGUAUAAAUCGCAAAAGUGAAAAAAAAACAAAUAAUCUAAAAAAAAAAAAACCUAAGGACAUUUUUACAUCUCCUUUUUCACCUUUUUGUUAAUUAUAUUAAUAGUCAGUGCAAUUUAUAAAAAAAAAACUAAUGGAUAAAUAAAUAACGUACCUAAUAUAUAAUUUUAUAAAGAGAGCCAGUAUCCUGAUAAAAAUCCAAGAGUGGCUUUGACUUUAUAAAUAAAAAAAAAUAUUGAAUGAAAUUCAAUAUUUAAGAAAAAAAAAAACAAUGGUAAAGAAC
Messenger RNA from Chelonus insularis, 4608 nucleotides. It is a transcript of the gene Sox102F, whose product is annotated as transcription factor Sox102F. NCBI's taxonomy places the organism in Eukaryota, Metazoa, Arthropoda, Insecta, Hymenoptera, Braconidae. Bases 1028 to 3619 code for a protein of 863 amino acids. Gene Ontology annotation, biological process: cell fate commitment; regulation of transcription by RNA polymerase II. Gene Ontology annotation, cellular component: nucleus. The transcript is spliced from 9 exons. Gene Ontology annotation, molecular function: RNA polymerase II cis-regulatory region sequence-specific DNA binding; DNA-binding transcription factor activity, RNA polymerase II-specific. The record is from RefSeq and is a predicted model, not a curated record.